AUGGCUAAACCAAUCUCUUUCUCUUAUACCCCCAAAGGCCUUACCUACAGCAACCUACCUACAAGCCAAGGACAGGCAUUUUCAUUUCUCAACUAUGACACCAGGAAGACAUACAAUACCUCGGAUAGCGUGACGAUCCAGCCAUCAGAGUGGGAUCUUGCCUGGCCAUCCGCAUUCCCAGCCGCCCGCCAAUGCAAGUAUUGGAAGGAGGCCCAGGCGUCAUGCGAAGAGCUGAUACGAGAGAUCCGGACGCUCAGCACUCAGCGGGGCAAAGCAGUGCCUGAUGGAUUUCGUCGCAUGGCCGAGGAGCAGAGGUUGACAGCGAAGGAAAGCAUGAUUGUGACGAGCUCGGUCGAUGCUGCAACCUACAUGAUACCAAACUCGUCAUGCGAGAGGAUCACAGUCAUCGCGAAGCUUUGGAUGCUUCUUUGGACGCAAGAUGAUGUUCUGGAAUAUCACCCAGAACAAGCGUCUCUCAUUCGAGUUUCGCGAGGGCUUGAUGAUCCAUUCGGACAAGAGCUAUGCGCCAAGUGCAAAUCGACAUCGGAUCUUUUUGAUAUCAGGGGACAUCCCAUGCAUAUUCUACUGGAGUCGUUCGCCGAGUACAUAUUAUUUACCAACCACCGCCAGAGGACCGAGUUUAAAGGCCUGCGCGACUACCUCGAUUAUCGUUCGACCCAUAUUGCAGUAGACCACAUCUUUUCAGCAGUGAGAUUUGGAAAUGAUCUAGACUUGAGCCAGCAACAGAUAGACCCACUGCGUCAUUUUAGUGACUUGAUCGGUGACCAUACCAUUCUAGUCAACGAUCUCUUUUCCUUUGACAAGGAGAAGCAUGCAGCGAUGACUGAGGGUGCUUGCAUACUAAACGCAGUCAAUUAUCUGGAGCAGGCCCUGUCGGUGUCACCUACUCUAGCUAAGGAUCUCGUUCUGCGCCUGAUCCUUGAUAUUGAGUCUCAGCUGCAGGAUGAGCUCUGCCAGAUCUCGGAGAUGGGAAUGCUGAGUGAGCAGCAAACCCGAUAUGCGCACGCAAUGAUCGAAUGCGUAUCGGGAAAUUUGCUUUUCUCCGUUACCUCGAUUCGCUAUGCAAAAUACGCAAACUCCAUCGGAUAG
Molecule: messenger RNA, 1110 nt
Organism: Aspergillus steynii IBT 23096
Lineage: Eukaryota; Fungi; Ascomycota; Eurotiomycetes; Eurotiales; Aspergillaceae
Product: terpenoid synthase
Exons: 4
Coding region: 1-1110 (369 amino acids)
Source: RefSeq, a predicted model, not a curated record